AGAACUAUGUCAAAUCUUUUCGAUUUUUCAACUUAAACCCAAUCUAGAAUUUCAACUCCGAGUUCGAAAAUGGCUGAAAAGCCACCUCCAAAACCAGUUUCACCUCAAGACUGGGAAUCCUUAGUGGAAGACUUCCGACACGGCGGUGCUCGUCGAGAGAAAUGGAGUUGCCUUUACCCAUCUCUCGUUGAACUCGCACUUUCUUCCACUCUCAGAAAGGAAUUCCCUUUCAAAAUCCCACUCGUGAUUUUCCUCGACGAAUUUUCCCAUCUUUUGUUCCCCUCGAAUUCCCUCUCUUCCCUUUUGGACCGUCUCGUUGAAGCCCUUCGGACCAUCGUUCAAUCCCCGAUUGAUGGCGUCCACAUAUCCUACGCUUUGAAAGAACAAAUGAUGGUUUCGACGACUUCGAUAUUGAUUUCGACGAAUUCCAUCGAAACCGUCGAGCUUCGUUGUACGGAAGCCAUGGUCGAGCUUUUACUGGCGGUUAUCAACCGCCCGAACCAUGGAUUGGACCGCCACGCACGCGCCAUUUCAUGUGAGUGUUUACGUGAACUGGAAAAAGCUUACCCUUGUUUACUUUCCGAAAUUGCUGGCCAUAUAUGGAGUUUAUGCCAAAGCGAGCGAACUCACGCGUCGCAGAGUUACAUUUUGUUGCUUACAACAGUACUUUAUAGUCUUGUGAGUCGAAAGUUGAGUAUUUCUAUUUUGAAUACCUCUGUUCCUCUAAUCCCAUUUAAAUUUCCGCAAUGGAUUUUAGGACCAGAAAAGGAAGGGUCAGGGGUUGGAUUUGGGUUGAAUUAUAAGGAAUUGAGAAGAGCCAUGGCGUUUCUAUUGGAAUGGCCGCGGGUUUUAACUCCUUGUGGGAUGAUGGUUUUUCUGCGAAUGGUAAUGCCGCUAGCAGUAUCUUUGGAUUUGCAGCCAUCUAUGCUGAAAAUUCAGUUUUUCGGUUUGAUUAACUCCUUUCAUCCUGUAUUAUGUCAUGUUGUUUUGAUUAUGUAUUCGCGGUUUUCGGAGGCGUUUAAUGAGAAGGAGAAAGAGAUUAUGAGAAGGCUUUUGUUUGUUUCAUUGGAAAUGCAUCAGCAUUUGGUGUUUCGCUUGCUUUCAGUGCAUUGGUUGAUGGGUUUUCUGAAUAGAUUUAUGGUGAAUGGAGAUAUGGAGAAGAAGAAGUCAAUUAUAAAGAUGGGUUUCAUGUUUUAUCCUCAUUUGUUUGAUCCACUUUCAUUGAAAGCAAUAAAGCUUGAUUUUCUUGCUUUUUGUUCCAUUUUUAUUGAUGCAUUGAACGCUCAAAGUGGUUCAGAUAUGGUUGUUGGGGAUGGGAAGUCAGUGGUGAAGCUAUUUCAAAAUGGUCUUAUAUCUGUUUCAGCUUUCAAAUGGUUGCCUCAUUGGAGCACAGAGACUGCAGUGGCAUUCCGCACGUUACAUAAGUUAUUGAUAGGCGCAUCAUCUCAUUCUGAAGCCGAUCCUUCCACAACUAAUGAACUUAUGGAAUCUACCUUCUACAGUCAUUUAAAGGGGAUGCUGAUUGAUAUGAUACUAGAGUUUCAGAGAUUGGUCCCAGUCAUUGUUGCCUUUGUUGACCGUUUGUUAGGCUGCGACAAGCAUCAUUGGUUGGGAGAGCGCCUGCUCCAAACAAUGGAUGAAAAUCUUCAUCCAAGAGUCGUAAUUGAUUAUAGAAUAGUCUCAUACUUCCUACUAUUUAACAGAUUUGCUGAAAAUCAAACAAUACCUCCUCGUAAAUUGUUAGAGCUGCUAAGUUCGUUCAUGGCUUUCCUUGUUGAGAAACAUGGCUCGGAUACUUGUGGGAAGAAGUCUUGGUCUCAUGGUACUAAGGUUCUUGACAUUUGUAGAACCAUGUUGACUCACCAUCAGAGCUCUAGAUUAUUCCUUGGAAUAUCUCGUCUCCUUGCGUUCACCUGUCUUUACUUCCCUGAUUUGGAGGUUCGUGACCAUGCAAGGUAUGCUGAAGGGAAGGCACUGUUUUUCCUUUACACUUUUCCGUUCAUCUUAACAUCAGCAGCGGUUUCUUGUCAACCUAGCAAGAAGAACAUAGUCAAUAAGGAAUAUUUGGAAGAGAUUGAUUAUUUUAUGUCAUUUUACAGGAGCUACUUGAGGAUGAUGAUUUGCGUGCCUGGAGUAAAGCUUAGAGGCAUGCUGAACCUUGGAGAGCAGCUCCUUGGUAUUUCCUCCUCAUCUCAAUCCGAAUCAUUCUUCAGCAUGCAAUCUCCCCGAAAAUAUCAGGAUCCCAAGAAAUCUGGGAAUAUCUCAUCGUAUAUCCAUCUGGAGCGGAUGAUACCGCUACUUGUCAAACAGUCUUGGUCUUUGUCUUUAUUACCUUUUGGGGUUGGGAACAAAUCGAAAAGUUUUGGUGGCAUCAGGGAUAGUGAAGCCUCAAUAGAUGAAAGAGAGCUUGAUUCCAAUAUUCAAUUUCAGAUUACAUUAGGAGAUGAGAGAGUGGAUAAACCAUGGGUUCCUCUAUAUGUUAUGGAUUCCAAAGUCUCAGAGAUUUUGGAGAUAUUAAGGAGACAUUUCUCAUGCAUUCCUGAUUUUAGACAUAUGGCAGGGGUUAAGAUUAAACUUCCAUGCUAUUUGAGAUUUGAUUCCGAGACUUUCAAUCAUGUAUGGGGAGGUGAGUCCCCAAAAAGUAGGUUAAAUGGAGUAGAAGCUCUUCCGGCCUUAUGUGCAACAGUGUUGAAAUUUUCAUCACCAGCUCCAUAUGAGUCUUUUCGAACUUGUCAUAUACCUUUUCUUCUUGGUCAACCUCCGGUGAGUGAUUAUGUUCAUGGUGAAACUGCUUCACUAGACACCAAUGCUACAUAUGAUGGUUUUGGUGAAGAAGAAAUAUAUAAAGCUCUCGUGGCAAUUGAAUUUGAACCACGUGAGCCAACACCUGGUCUGGUUGAUGUUUUCAUUGAAACAAAUGCGGAAGAUGGUCAGAUCAUCUCUGGCAAGCUGCAGAGUAUCAGUGUGGGCAUAGAAGACUUAUUUCUCAAGGCUAUUCCUCCACCUGACAUCCCAGAGGAUUCGUUACCUGAUUAUUACUUGGACUUGUUCAAUGCUUUGUGGGAUGCAUGCAGCUCUACUUCCAACACUGGGAGGGAGGCUUUCCUCCUAAAGGGAGGCAAGGGCGCAGCAGCAAUAAACGGAACCAGAUCCGUGAAGCUGCUUGAUAUUCCUGCAGACUCUGUAGUUCAUGCUACUGAGCAUUAUCUGUCCCCAUUUGUAGUAGGCGUGACUGGUGAGCAUCUCGUCGACAUGGUUAAGUACAGAGGAAUUAUCAGGGACAUUGUCUGGAAAGAUGAGGCAUUUGGUCUUUUACUUGAUUCCAAUGCCUCUGGUUCUGAACUAAACAGAAUGCCCCUCCAGCUUACAUUCACCGAAAAUGAAGAUGAGAACGAAAGUCAGUUAGGUAUCAGCAAAAGAAGUAUGGGUUGCAUUGAUGUAUUGAUCUUCCUUCCCCCUAUGUUCCACAUCCUCCUCCAAAUACAAGUAAGUGAUGUUUCAACUUUAGUUCAGAUCAGAACUGAUCACUGGCCCUGCUUAGCUUACCUCGAUGAAUAUUUGGAGGCAUUAUUUCUGAUAUAGAAAGGAAAUAUGAAACCGCCACAACUGCCACCAUCCUCCCCCCCCCUCUGAACCAAAAUAAAUCAGAACGGAGGAAGACGAAUAAAAUGAUGAUUUAGUAUCCCUACAUGCUCCCAAUGGUGCUUCUAUACAUUCUUUUUACUGUGAUUCUUCCCUUGAAUCACAUUUUUGUCAGACAUUAGUCACCGAGUUCAUCAUGAUGUAAGUUACAACUCUUUGUUCGCAGCAGUUGCGGAUAUUCAUUUGAUAAGAUUGAGGAAAGUGUUUAU
Messenger RNA from Hibiscus syriacus, 3851 nucleotides. RefSeq lists its product as uncharacterized. The transcript has 2 exons. The record is from RefSeq and is a predicted model, not a curated record. Gene Ontology annotation, cellular component: AP-type membrane coat adaptor complex. Gene Ontology annotation, biological process: endosomal transport. Bases 70 to 3582 code for a protein of 1170 amino acids. NCBI's taxonomy places the organism in Eukaryota, Viridiplantae, Streptophyta, Magnoliopsida, Malvales, Malvaceae.